AGCAUCCUACUCUCUCCUCCUCCUCCUCCUUUCCAAACUCUUUCCAAACUUUGGCCAGCCUCGCAUCCUUUCGCAUCCUUCUCUUCCUCCUCCGCAUCUUCUUCCCUCGGAGGACGGAAGGAAGGAAGGAAGGAAGGAAGGAAGGAAGGAAGGAAGGAAGGAAGGAAGGAAGGAAGGAAGGAAGGAAGGAAGGAGAGGAAGGAAGGAAGGAAGGAAGGAAGGAAGGAAGGAAGGAAGGAAGGAAGGAAGGAGAGAGACAUGGCCGAGGGAGAUCGGACGCGAAAGGGCCCCGCGCCCCCCGCCUGACCCCGCUUGGCGAGCCUUUGGCCCGGCGGAGAGCGGCUCGGCUCCAAGAUGCUCUUGGUGGUCUUCUUCUUCCUCCUCCUCCUCCUCGACGCCACCCUCGGGCACUACUCCGAGGACCAGUGCAGCUGGAGGGGCAGCGGUCUCUCCCAAGAAGCCGGCAGCGUGGAGCAGAUCUCCUUGCACUGCGCUGAAGGGUCACUGGAGUGGCUCUACCCAUCGGGAGCCUUGCGCCUGAGCCUCUUCCCUCGCCUGCCCACUGGCGCCAGCGGCAGAGAGAGCCCCAGGCGUUUCACGGCCUGCGUCAAGUCCGCCCUCGGUUUCCGGGGGGCCCAGAUCUACUUGGAGAGGGACGGGGUGCUGGAGCUCCUCCUCUCUGAGGCUGAGGCUGCUGCUGCGCAGCCCAAGGUGCGCUGCUUCAACUGGCUGCCCAAGGAGAAGGUGGCCCUCUUCCUCCAGUCCACUCUGCACCAGGACAUCAGCCGCCGCAUUGCCGCCUUCCGCUACGAGCUACGGGGAAACUGGGACUCUCGCUUCUCCUGGCCAUCCGGAAAUCUUAGCACAGAAGAUUCAGGGAGUUGCCGGCCGUGUAACAACACGGAAAUCCUGAUGGCUGUUUGCACUAGUGAUUUUGUAAUCCGUGGAAAUAUCCGGACGGUGACUAACAACGUUGAAUCACAAGAGUCCAUCAUCAGCGUCAGCGCCACUCGGAUUCACCGCCAGAAGUUUGCCUUGUUCCAGCCAGUUGGCAAAUACGGGAAGUCGGUGGGCAGUAUCCGGACCCUGCUGCGGUGCGGGGUGAAGCCGGGCCCUGGCAGCUUCCUCUUCACUGGCUGGCUGCAUUUCGGGGAGGCUUGGCUCAGCUGUGCCCCCCGGUACAAGGACUUCCGCCAUGUCUACGAGGAGGCACGCCAGGCUCACCAGAACCCUUGCGAAGUUUCGCUGGACUGAACCAGAGCACAAAGAGAGGAGCUGGAAGCGGAAGCCAAGCCUCUGCUUUACCACCUGCCGCAGCCAUGCUGUGAGUGGUCUACAUACCCAUCUUGGUGACAUGGUCAGGGAUACAGAUGGCCGCAGAAAGGAAAGAGGGCAAACCGUGUUGCAGGUGGAUUGAGCCGGUCAAGACCUGAGCAAGCCUAGCAAGAUAACCUCUAAGUGGCUUUCACCAUACGCUGAAAUCAACGUGACACAUCACAACAAAUAUUCAACUUGCCACUACGAAGAUAGAGCUUUACAAAAUGUUUCUCCUCUCUUGUUAAGCAUCCUGGUGGCUUUCUCCACUUAUUGGUGUAGCUAUAAGCCAGGUCAGGGCUGAAGGAAGACAACUGGGCUGCUUUGUUGUAAUGCUGGGAUACACCGAGUCUUACCUGUGCUUUGGACUUCUCUUCUAUUUAACAUUGGACCACCAUUGUCUUUGUUUUCUGCUGGAGCAUCAACUGACCACCUUCACAAACAAGAGUAACAAGUGCUUCCCAGGUUUUCAAGCAAACCUGGCCCAUGGGUUUCAACUUGCAGGCACCAAUAAAAUGGGAAAUGACAUCUCAUACAAGGCAUCUCAUCUUUUGCUUUGGUUUCAGCAACACAGUCCAGCCAAGAAACUCUGCAAAGCAAACAAAUCUCAACCCUUUUGUGGCUGAGCUUCAACAGGAUGGUGUUUUUUUCAGUUGUGUUUUGGGUAUGGUUUCCUUUCCCCAUCAGAUCCUUUCAGCCAAAUGUGACAGAAAGCAAUCAGGUAUAUAGAUGCCACUGAAGUGAGUGAGUGCUGGAACUGGAAAUAGACUUAUACACAGCUUUCUUGAGGGUUGAGGUGGAGUGUAAUAGUAGUGGGCACCCAAUGUGCAUGGUUGAUCUCAUCUCUUUCGCUGUCCCAAAUGACAUGGGGACGGCUUAUUCCCAAAUAAUAUGAAUGUGAGGGUGAGCAGAUCCACAUAUUGAGUCCAUGUGUGCUGAAUUUUCAAUCCAACUGCAAAAAAUAAUCUUUGGACACCCAAACUACAGAUGCAACAGUUCUUCAUGAAAUGAGAUUUAAUUUCUCCUGAUUUCAUUGUGUUUGUCUAAAAAUGAAGGCUCAAUUCAGCUGAGAUUUAAGCAUUUAACUUGGAGCUAGUCUGCUUCCAAGCACUGUUUUACUCAGAAGCAAAUCACACUGAAUUUAAUAUAGUUUCCAAGCACUUGGGCAUAAGUUGAACCAGCCUUUGUUGCUUGGAUAAGACCCAUUUUUCCCAAUCAGAUCAAUGCCUUUGAUUAUCUGUACAAUAGGAACUGCUGCAACACAAUAAGUAUGACCUGUUGAAUUUCUGCCAGCUACAAGGCAGUUAUAGGCUCUCGAGGGCUGAAGAGGGGGCAACCUGGUUUAUGGUACUGAUAAGUACCAUAUAUAUACUCAUGUAUAAGUCAAUCUCAUGUAUAAGCUGAGGGGCCAACAUUAUGGAUUUUUAUACGACUCAUGGAUUUAUUUUUAUGUGAUCAUUGCAGAAGAAGUAGCGGGAUUGGUUCUUCUUUUAGGUUCUCCUGGGACAGUAUAAGCUCCAGCCUUUCUAUGCUCACUUUUUGGGAUAAAGGUUAAGGAAAAGUACUUACUUUGGUUUAUGGAUUAAUUGAUUUUUGGAUUAAGAUGUCUAGACUUAUACAUGGAGAUAUAAGAUACUGGGUCUUCUUGGGAAUGUGGGCACUGUGGGGAAGAGGCCAGCGGCUGAAUAAGAACAGAUGUUGCCAUUGUCAUUACUCCAAAUUGACUGAGCCUUCCUAUCACCAGACGGUGCUUAUCCUUCACUCCUGACUUUUGUUUCAUUUUCUCCACUCAGGGUUCUCUAGAACAGGACUUUUUCUGCUCACAACGUGACCCCAUGUACCCACACACAGCUUUGAUUGGCCUCCAACAUCAAAAUCACACUACAGGUAUAUACAACAAGAGGAAGUCACAGAUAAAAACAAAACAUACUGAAAAGUUACUAAUCUCAAGGAUAAAAUUUGCAACAGUCUCACAAAAGAAUGCAUCAGAGUUGUUCAGAAGAUAUGGAAUUUUAUAACAUCGUUGCCAUUGAGAAUGCUGUGAAAAAAUGGAAUUCCUGUAUUUCAUUUGUAUAUUAUCAUAUUUGAGGCAAACAAAGAAUGGUAAAGCGUUUCAACAGAGACCAAGCCACAAGAACAUUCCACAUGCUUAUAUCUCCCAGUCAGAAGAGCGGAUGGCAACACAUAACAUCUUGUAGUAGCCAAAGCUCUCCUCUGGGUGGGAUUAAUCCAAAUGCAAAUAUAUUCUGCCAUGACUCUUUGCUUGCAUGGAAUCAAUGAUGUGGUAGGGGGACAUGCUGUCUUUGCUGCAUGAGUCAGAUUAUGGACACCAAGAUCCAAAAGUCUGCUCUUGAUUGACUUGCAGGUUUCCACAUUUGUGAGCAUUGAGCAUGCUUCCAAAGACAGGCCAAGAAAUCUGAGUAUAUAAAACAGGUAUAGAAAUAAAAAUAAUUACUGAUUACAAAUCAGCAUUUGCACGGCUUGCAAAACAAACCGAUUUUCCAUUUAUUUUAUUUUUUUGUGGAAUCCAGAUGAAGCAUUUUCUGCAAAUCACUGCAAAUCCUGCAUGCCAUUUGUAGAUUGCAAAAAAGGAGUGGCCUCCAGAAACCUUUUAUUGUGGCCCACUUUUUUGUGGACUCAACACUGAGCCAAGGUCCCCCUAUUUGCCAAGAAGGUGCAGGAACAAAAGGACCAAAACUAUCCCUUAUUGUUUAUAAUGUUAGUAUGGUUUACAUCUUACUGAUUGGAUGCAUAAAUUAAAUGCAAGUAACUCACUGUUUGUAAUGAGUUCCUGAUGGGUUUGGGCAUCUCUUUCCUUUAUUUUUUUUGACCCAAAUAUGGCCCAAUUAACACAGUUUGAUACCAUUUUUAACGGUCAUGGCUCAACGCUAUGAAACCAUGAGAGUUGUAGUUUUACAGGGUCUUUUUCUUGCCAAACUACAUAUCCCAGGAUUCCAUGGUAUUGAACCACAGUUGUUAAAGUGGUGUCAAACUGUGUUAAUUCUACAGUGUAGAUGCACUGCUGCAGGAGCCCCAAAGUUAUUGCUGCUAUGGCAUCUUUAUGGAUGAUGGUUCACAGAACUGGAACAGACGAGAAGCAGAUCAGUUUGUUCUCGAUACAAACUUCAUGUAGACAAGCCUUUAAUCCACAUUAAAGUUGUUUUUGAAAGCAGCCUCAAAACCAUCUUGGUCUGGCAUACAUUCUUUGUGAGUAUAAAAUGCAAUAAACAGCAGAGAGAGAGCCAAUUCUAAAUCAAAUGUACAUUCUGGCCAACAGUGAUACUACUCACAUUUCAGAUUUGGAAAAAUGCAAAAACAAGCAACCCAAGCAUAACUUGAGAAAACAGCCAUUGAUGUUCCACUGCAUGUAUUCAUCCAAUUUAAAUCCAACCCACUGAAAAUCUCAAUGUUGACCAAGACUUCAAACUAGUUAUCAGUCCAGGGAUUUCCCUCUUUUUAAUAUCUGAGGAUGGGAGACAGAUUGUAUGUGCACUAAAUGUAUAAUGAUACCAAAUUUGUUAUAUUUUUUUCCAAUUUAAAGUGGUUUAUAAUGUUUACGUGGAUGUUUGGUUUCAUGUUUUGAAAUGUUAAUAUAAGGCAAAUUGCCACUGCUAGAAAGGUAGUGCCAGGUAUGUUUGUAGGAAUUUUUUUGAAAGUAAUAUUUUAAAUGUAUUUUUUUUGUACAUAUUGUUUCAUGUCAUUGUACAAGUCAAGAGAAAGAAAAAUCUGCUUUGGGGUAAAUGGUAACUUUUUUCGUUCCUUCUGUGGUUUUUCUUGUGAAAAGAAAGAUUACAUUAAAAUAAUUCAUGGGAGUUCCUAGCAA
Messenger RNA from Anolis sagrei ordinatus, 5137 nucleotides. It is a transcript of the gene METRN, whose product is annotated as meteorin, glial cell differentiation regulator. Lineage: Eukaryota; Metazoa; Chordata; Lepidosauria; Squamata; Anolidae. The record is from RefSeq and is a predicted model, not a curated record. Gene Ontology annotation, molecular function: hormone activity. Gene Ontology annotation, biological process: glial cell differentiation; positive regulation of axonogenesis.